AGAAGCAACAGGAAGCGACAAACCCAAAACUAGAUCAGGCAGACUGGAGGAAAAACAGAGAAGGCCGAAAUCAACCCGGGUUAAAAUUUGGCCUCAUAACAUCAAAAUCACUCCUGCUGUGUGAAAAAAAAGGUCAGACUGAAGCUAAGCUGCCCCUCCUGACCCGGGUCUGAGGGAGUUAAGACGUGGCAGAUUCAUGAGCAUGUCCUCCUCAUAAAGCUACAGAAAUCUUCACCUGCUGCUCAGAGGAAACACACGAGUCUGUUUGAUCGAGGCUAUGGCUAACGCCACCAGUCUCCAGUAUGAGCCAGUGGCAGAGAUUGGUGGAGGCGCAUAUGGGACAGUUUAUAAGGCUAGAGACACGGAGAGUGGAGAGUUUGUGGCUUUAAAAAGUGUUCGUGUCCAGACAGACCAAAACGGCCUCCCGCUCUCCACGGUCAGAGAGGUGGCUCUGCUGAGAAGACUGGAGCAGUUUGACCACCCCAAUGUGGUCAGGUUAAUGGAUGUAUGUGCCACCCAAAGGUCAGAGCAGGAAACUAAAGUUACUCUAGUGUUUGAACAUGUGGACCAAGACCUAAAGACGUACCUCGAGAAAGCUCCACCUGCAGGACUGUCACCUGGACACAUUAAGGACCUGAUGAGGCAGUUGUUGUGCGGUCUUGCAUUCCUGCACUCAAACCGUGUGAUGCAUCGAGAUUUGAAACCAGAGAAUAUUCUGGUGACCAGCCAGGGCCAGGUGAAGCUGGCUGACUUUGGACUGGCCAGGAUCUACAGCUGCCAUAUGGCCCUCACUCCAGUGGUGGUAACACUGUGGUACCGACCUCCUGAGGUCCUGCUUCAAUCCAGUUAUGCCACACCUGUGGACAUGUGGAGCACCGGCUGCAUCUUUGCAGAGAUGUUCAGGCGCAAACCUUUGUUCUGCGGGGAAUCAGAAGUCGACCAACUUGGGAAAAUUUUUGAAGUAAUUGGCCUAGCCCUGGAGGAGGAGUGGCCCACUGAUGUCACACUGUCCAGGAAAAACUUCCCCCCUCUCUCACCUCGACCAAUCACUGACUUUGUACCAGAGAUAAAUGAGGAGGGGGCACAACUAUUGCAGGAUAUGCUGAAGUUUGACCCCUUCAAAAGAAUAUCUGCCCUAAACGCCCUUGAUCAUCCAUAUUUCCAAGACGAGGAGACAUUGACUCAGACAAAAAGCUGAAAAGAUGCAGUGAAACUUGCAGCAAGAGGUAACAGUGUCUAAACUUAGACCUGGCCUAACCAUAGAGGAUUUAAGUUUCAUUCAGUGCCUUUAAACAUGUGGGUUGUGCUUUGGGAUAUUUUUGUCACCCCUGCAUCCAAAAAGGAUUACAGUCUGGGAGAUGGAAUAUAAACAGAAGAGGAGGGAACUGAAGGAUCACUGGCAUGCUUCCCAACAUGUAAAUGUCACAAUAAAUGGUGUUAACAUGUCAUGUCUUAGAGGACAGUACCAGUGUUUUUGAUGUUAGAUUUCUGUUUGGGUGUCGUCAACUGGGACUGAUGCACAGAAACGCCUGUCAUCUCCUCUGAAAUGUUGGUCUUGUUAUUUUUGUACAGAGUUUAGACAGAAGGAAGCAGAGAUGUCAUCUUUUCUUGUAAUAGGCUGAACAAAUAGUGACAGAUGACACCUAAGGGUUAGAAGAGCCAGUUGUUAGUGAUCCUACUGUAUUUGUGUUAAUAUUUAACACUGUGAGCCUGUGAAAGGAAUCUAGAUGUACCAGAAUCAUGAGAACUAGAGGGAGUAGUAAAGAAAAAAUGCACAAUAAAAACAUGCUUGUCAAAAAUACUGGUAUUGUCCUUAAAAGUUAAAGGGUUGGACUUCAUAAUAUAAAUCUAAAAUCAACCAGUACUGCAACAAGUGAAUAAAACACAGUUUUA
Cheilinus undulatus (humphead wrasse) is the source of this 1893-nucleotide messenger RNA. RefSeq names its product cyclin-dependent kinase 4 (gene cdk4). The record is from RefSeq and is a predicted model, not a curated record. Lineage: Eukaryota; Metazoa; Chordata; Actinopteri; Labriformes; Labridae. Gene Ontology annotation, molecular function: cyclin-dependent protein serine/threonine kinase activity; ATP binding; cyclin binding. The transcript has 8 exons. Gene Ontology annotation, cellular component: cytoplasm; nucleus; cyclin-dependent protein kinase holoenzyme complex. Bases 278 to 1198 code for a protein of 306 amino acids. Gene Ontology annotation, biological process: protein phosphorylation; regulation of gene expression; G1/S transition of mitotic cell cycle.